Humulus lupulus (European hop) is the source of this 774-nucleotide messenger RNA. RefSeq names its product secreted RxLR effector protein 161-like. The record is from RefSeq and is a predicted model, not a curated record. Lineage: Eukaryota; Viridiplantae; Streptophyta; Magnoliopsida; Rosales; Cannabaceae. Bases 1 to 774 code for a protein of 257 amino acids. The transcript has a single exon.
AUGACAGAUGCUAAGAUUACUAAGCAACCUAUAACCCAUCAGUUUCAAUUGUCAAAGAAUCAAAGUCCAACUUCAAAGGAAGACAUUGAGUAUAUGAGCAAUAUACCAUAUUCUAAUGCAGUCGGGUUAAUUAUGUAUCUAAUGGUCUGUACUCAACCAGACUUAGCUCAUGUUAUGAGUUUACUCAGUAAGUAUAUGGCUAACCCAGGCAAAGAACAUUGGGAGGCUAUGAAGUGGACUCUUAGAUACCUAGUAGGAAUGACUAAGGUUGGUCUGAUCUACAGAAGACAAAACUCAACUACAGAUUUGGAAGGAUAUUGUGAUGCAGACUACGCAUGGGAUAGAGAUAGCAGGAGAUCAACUUCGGCUUAUUUAUUUCUAAUUGGAGGGAAUUGUGUAAGUUGGAAGGUUCAAAUACAACCUGCGGUUGUACUAUCUACAACUGAAUCCAAAUACAUAGUAGUAACAGAGGCUAUUAAAGAAGCACUUUGGCUAAGAGGGUUGCUAGAAGAAGUAACAGGGUACAAAAAGACUCCUACAGUGUAUUCAGACAGUCAAAGUUGUAUCCACUUGUGUAAAAAUCCUUUCUUUCAUGACAAGACUAAACAUGUGGAGAUAAAAUACUAUUUUAUAAGAGAUAAGGUGACUGAAGGACAUGUCUCUAUUUUAAAGGUUCCGACAGAAGAGAAUCCAUCAGAUAUGGGUACUAAGGUAGUUACUCUACACAAAUUCAAGCUUUGCAUGAAUUUUCUAGGAGUAGAAUAUGGAGGAUAA